Molecule: messenger RNA, 3195 nt
Organism: Falco peregrinus (peregrine falcon)
Lineage: Eukaryota; Metazoa; Chordata; Aves; Falconiformes; Falconidae
Gene: TMEM150C
Product: transmembrane protein 150C
Exons: 9
Coding region: 266-1027 (253 amino acids)
Source: RefSeq, a predicted model, not a curated record
AGCCAUUUCCGGGCAGCCCGAGAUUGCAAGAUUGUGGUUUGGCCCAACAAAAGCAUUUCAAGAUCCAGAUCUUACAGUCCAAGCUGAAACAAUGAGCUCUGAUUGCAGGAUAAGCAGGACCAAAAAAGCAGAGAAAGGAGCCUGGUCUUGAAGCAGGACGUGCCUAGUUUGUACAACGCCAAAUGCGAGAAAGGCAGACUCAGCCCAGAAGAGUUUACAGUCAGUGUCUCUGGCUGUAACGUAGCGGCUCAACGCUGGUUCACAAAUGGCCUCAGGUAUGGAUGGGAAGAAAUGCAGUGUGUGGAUGUUUUUACCUCUUGUGUUCACCCUGUUCACGUCAGCUGGAUUAUGGAUAGUGUACUUUAUAGCAGUGGAGGACAACAAAAUUCUCCCACUAAAUGUACCAGAUAGGAAGCCUGGUUCCAAAAGACCACCUUAUAUCAGUAUUGCAGGUGAUGCACCUCCUGCAAGCUGUGUGUUUAGCCAAGUCAUGAACAUGGCAGCAUUUCUAGCACUUGUCGUGGCUGUCCUGCGCUUCAUUCAGCUGAAGCCGAAGGUGCUGAACCCUUGGCUGAACGUCAGCGGCCUGGUGGCAUUAUGCUUGGCCUCUUUUGGGAUGACCCUCCUCGGCAACUUUCAGCUUUCCAAUGAUGAGGAGAUCCACAAUGUGGGCACAUCGCUGACCUUUGGUUUUGGGACCUUGGCGUGCUGGAUCCAGUCUGCCCUCACCCUCAAGAUCAACCUGAAGAACGAGGGACGGAAAGCUGGGAUUCCACGAGUUGCGCUGUCAGCCAGCAUCACCCUCUGUGUGGUGCUCUAUUUCAUCCUCAUGGCACAAGGCAUUCACAUGCAUGCUUCCAGGAUCCAGUGGGGCCUGGUGAUGUGCUUCCUGUGCUACUUCGGCACCUUUGCAGUGGAGUUCAGGCACUACAGAUUUGAGAUUGUUUGCUCUGAGUACCAGGAAAACUUUCUGAGCUUUUCUGAAAGCUUAUCGGAAGCCUCGGAGUACCAGACAGAUCAGGUGUAGCCUGUCCUCUGGCGGGGGGAGGGGGGGGCAGGUGUGGUUUCAUGGGUUAAACAUGACCUCAUUCACACUUUUUUGAUGAGUUUUUUUCAUGUGCAAUCAUGAUCAUGUUGCCAAAGGGCUCCGAGGGUGGCUGUCUCAUUAAGAGCCAAACAAAACUAUCUGUCUGCUGGGAGAGGAGUGGACCCUUCUCAGCGGCAGCAUUGGGAGCACAAGCUGUUUAGUUUGCGACUGAACAGUGACUCUUUCUGAGUGGCCCUGUCACACUCGCAUUGCUCAGAACAUUCAACAGCCAGUCCUCACGAUGCCCCUCUGAGACAGGCACUCCUCAGCCUGUUCUGCAGAGGAGGAGGUGAAGGAAAUGGACUUCUCCAGGCACCAGGAGUCUUCAGGAGUCACCAGUCUGCAUCUUUUGUGUGUUUCUUGUGUUGUUUUCUUUGCUGCCAACUGUUGUGACUUGGCAAGAUGAGAAAGGGCAGCUGUUUCUUCUGGACCUGGAAUCGGGCAGUGGAAGGCCCCGGCUGGCUGGCUUAUGUGGUGAGCAGGCAGGCAUUUCUUCUGUCUGGGAAAGCAGCCGACAGUAAAGCCAGGUUUGGGAGAAGCUGUGUUGUGAUCGGGAAGUGAGACUGGGCUGACGUAGCUGGGCAGCCCGUCCCAGGCCAGGGGAGAUGGCACAGUGGAGCACUGUCCUCGGCUUUGUGUUUCACACCACAGUGGGGACUGGUGGAAGCCAGGUGCUGAAUUAAGAUGGGAAUGCCCGUGUGCUCUGAAGGUGACCUAGAAAAGGCUUUUCAUUAUAAGUGUGUAGUGCUUCCACCACAUAUCAUGUGUAGUAUUUCAAAAGCUUUUUUUUUUUUAUUCCUUGAAGGGGAAAACAUUCUGUUGGAGACACUGGGCUUGCCUGCAGCAAGAACAGAACUGUUGCAGGUGGUUCUGGGCGUAGGGUUUGCUUUUGCUCCUUGUGCACUCAGAAGUCAAAGUUCAGAUACGCUGACACGAGGCUUGGGCUUAGGGCCCCUCACUGUGGCCUGUUGUCCCGAGUGGAGUCUGCCACACGUUUCAGUGGGCUUCCAAAGUGCAGGGAGGCAGUUCUGCACCAGAGGUUGGGUGAUGCAGCCUGAGGGCUGGAGGUGCAGGAAGGGAACAGCAAAACCAGAAGGGCUUCUCCCUCCCUGGAGGGAGAUUUUCAGACAGGUCUGUUUUCAAAGAAAAAGCAGGAGCUCAAACCCCCGUUUAGAAACCUGGUUUUGGGAAGGCUGCUGUUUUGGGUGGGCAGGGGAGUGAUGGAGGUUGCUUCUCAUGAACAUGACUCCUGUUUUCAUCCAUGCAUCAGGCUCGGCUUAGGUGUGCAUCUUGCCUGAGCUGCAGGCAAGUAAUCAGAAAUUAAAACAGCGGCAGAAGGCAUUUGAAGGGGAGCUCGUGCCGCACCAUGGCAUUUCUGAUAGAGAGGGAAAAGGCACGAGGGCAUUCAGUCUUCUGCAAAGGUCAGAGGCCUCUCCUGAAAGGAGAAACAGUUAAGAACUUCUGUCGACUAUUGUAAGUAGAAAGCUUUCAGCCAGCCCUUUAUCUCCUGUGGGCCAAAAGUUGUUCUCAUGCAGCUGUUACAAAUCCAGAGCAUCUCCAGCCGAUGAAGGGUUGUUGUUGGACUGCUGAAGGCCUUCUCCUUGUAGCUGUGUCAUUAGUGGGAGACUUUCCUGGAGGGACACGCUAAGGGUGGCCCAAGGGCACAGCAGCAUAAGGUGCAGGGCUCCCUAGCAGCACAUCUGGGGAGCUCGUCCUGGGUGAGGGCAGGAGGGGAUAGUCUGGAAAAGAUGCAAGUGGGGAACCUCUCACAUGGCCACACAGGCUCAACGCAUAUGGAGCACAAAAUAGCAAUUUGUUUUAAGGAUGGUUUACUGUAAAUAGUCCACUGUGACUGUUUUUUAAAAUUAAUUAAUACUUUCAGUUUAUCAUUUUAUAUUUUGUAAUUUUAUCAGAAAAAAAAAUGUUUGUGAUUUUUUUUUCUUGUCUUUCUUUCCUUUUCCUAUAUGCAAUCCAAACUAAACUUGAGGUUUUUGGUGAUAACUCUGUACAUUUCUUAGAGUAUUUCUAACAGCACAUUUCAGUACAACUAAAUGACAACUGAUAUACACUGAAACAUGACCACUAAAUAAAGUGCUUUUAUGGAGAAA